Colias croceus (clouded yellow) is the source of this 3732-nucleotide messenger RNA. RefSeq names its product cationic amino acid transporter 2-like. The coding region runs from base 225 to 3278 and encodes 1017 amino acids. The record is from RefSeq and is a predicted model, not a curated record. NCBI's taxonomy places the organism in Eukaryota, Metazoa, Arthropoda, Insecta, Lepidoptera, Pieridae. The transcript is spliced from 15 exons. Gene Ontology annotation, cellular component: plasma membrane. Gene Ontology annotation, molecular function: amino acid transmembrane transporter activity. Gene Ontology annotation, biological process: amino acid transport; transmembrane transport.
UAUUGUACAGAUUGUUACUUGGAAUAUAAGCAUAAUGUGUGUUUGUAUGCGUUUUCAUCACCGGUGAUAGUGAUUUAAGUGAUGAAUUGAGAUAACUGAAGUUAGAGGUUAUGUCCCAUGAUCUUAUAUAACUGGAUGACUUCUUAAGAUUGCCGGUAUGUCACGCACCUUCAGAAAUGUUAUGCUAAGCUGGCCAGAUGCAGAAUAGACCUGCUGGCUGACCAAUGGGUGGUAAAUGGGCGGGGUUCUGCGGGACUCUGCGACGGCGACGGGUCUUCGAGCCGGAGCAGUUGGAAGAGGGGAAUCUUAAAAGAUGCCUCUCAGUAUGGGACCUCACAGCCUUGGGCCUGGGCAGCACUCUUGGGGUCGGCGUGUACGUGCUGGUUGGCUCCGUAGCUCUGCACCUCGCGGGACCAGCUAUAGUGCUGUCGUUCCUUAUAGCUGCUGUUGCUUCUAUGUUUGCAGGUAUAUGUUACGCAGAGUUCGGUGCUCGCGUGCCCAGAGCGGGCUCUGCGUACAUUUACACGUACGUGACUAUGGGGGAGUUUGUAGCCUUCGUGGUGGGCUGGAAUAUGAUCCUUGAAGCUGUUUUUGGCACAGCAAGCAUAGCCCGGGGUCUGAGUAUGUAUGUGGACUCGAUGGUGAACCAGAGCAUGUCGGCGGGGUUCGAGUCGAUCGCACCGAUAACUGUUCAGCCGUUUUCAGCGUAUUUCGACUUUUUUGCUUUUGCGGUCGUUAUUGUUUUGGGAGUGUUACUAGCGAUCGGUGUCCGCGAAUCGACGUUUGUAAACAACGCGUUUGCGCUCAUCAACAUGGCGGUCAUUUUGUUCAUUGUGAUCGCGGGAGCGUUUAAAGCGGACGUCACAAACUGGAGUAUCCCCGCUACAGAAGUGGGCGAAGGCUUCGGCACCGGGGGCUUCGCCCCGUACGGGGUGCGCGGGGUGCUGCGGGGGGCUGCUGUGUGCUUCUAUGGGUUCGUGGGCUUCGAUAGCAUUAGCGCUGCGGGGGAGGAGGUAAAGGACCCGCGUCGUUCCAUCCCCAUAUCAAUCCUAGUUGUCCUUGUGAUAGUGUUCAUAUCGUAUGCGAGUGUGGCCACCGUUGUUACUAUGAUGGUGCCGUAUUAUAUGCAGGAUGUAGUGGCAUCAGUGGCGACUGUGUUCAGCCAAGUGGGGUGGGAGUGGGCGAGGUGGGUCGUUGCUGUUGGGGCUGUUUUUGGGAUCUCUGCUAGUUUAUUCGGCGCCAUGUUCCCUCUCCCCCGCCUGCUAUACGCGAUGUCUUCAGACGGACUAUUACUGCAUUGGCUCAGCAGAGUUCGAGCAAACAAGACGCCUGUGAUAGCUACCCUACUGCCUACUGCUGUUAUUGCUGUGCUAUCGGCUAUUUUGGAUCUCCAAGAGCUGGUGAUGAUGAUGUGUGUCGGAACCCUACUAUCAUAUACUAUUGUAGCCGCUUGUGUUAUAUUGCUUCGAUACCGUUCAGACUCUACAUCAAUAAACAAACGCAACUUUGUCAAGAUAGCCCUGGGUUAUGGAGAAAAAUAUCCAACUAAAACAACUUCUAAUGUUAUUAAAUUGAUAUUACUUUUAUUUGUAUGCCUUUGUUUCGCGUCAGCGCUAAUAUUAACGCGAAUAGAGAAUCCACUCAUACCGGCGGCCAUAUUGCAUUGUGCGGGAUUUUUGCUAAUUGUUGCGAUGGCUCUGCAGCCGCAGAAUAAAGAGGAGUUGGCUUUUAAGACUCCCCUAGUGCCGCUGGUCCCAUGUGUCAGCAUGUACGUGAACAUCACGCUCAUGGUGCUCCUCAGUGUGCACACGUGGCUACGGGUGCUGGCCUGGGUCGCUAUCGGAAUACCAAUCUACAUUAUUUGUGUCUGCUGCUACAAGAGAAAAGAAGAGAGCGAGGGAGAUAUAGAAGAGUCACACGUGGGUCAGAACGGGAAACCGACCGUUCAGAUAUUUGUGGAAUCGCCCACACCUCCCGAUACUAUAAAGCAUAGUAACAACGGAGGUGACAUACAAACAGACGAACAGGAUAACACGAUGGUUAUACAACAGGAAAAUAUCAAGAAAAUGCCGAUCAUAACAGAAGAUGUAAUAAUGCAACAAUCAUACAUAGAAGAUAACGAAGAGAAAGAAGCCAAAAUAAUUGAUCUACUCGAUCAAGUGAUACAAGCUGAGGAAGAGUCGUAUGGAGAAAUUAUCAGCUUAAAAGAUCACACGGAAGAUGAAGCUUCGGUACAUGAGCCUCAUAGGAAGUCGAUCAGUGAACUGUCGGAUGCUGGGUCAGAUGCAUCUCUGGGUAAUCAAGUAUUAUCUAAAUAUGAUGUCAUUGCGCAAGUGCAUAGAGAAGAUUUGCCUAAACUCGAAGAGGAAGAGGAAAAAAGCGAUAAACCGAUAGAUGAUGAUAGAGAUAACAGAGAUGAUGUAGACAAUGAUACAGUUAUAAUAAGAGUACAUAAUGUGGACGAUAAUGAAGAUUUAAAUGAGAGUGAUUCGAGAACAGACGAAUCCGGGUACUCAGAUACGUUGGAUAAAUCACCUCUCAAUGAAUUAUUUGAGGAAAAAGAACAAUACCACAUUCCGAUACCACCACCACUAGACGAAAAUUUCUUUACAAGUCCCACAUUUAAAAAGGCUUACACGAUUUCCUCUCGACCAACUAAAAACCAAAGAUCGAAAGAAUUAGAAGAAGAAACUAAACCAAGAGAAAGUGUUCAGUCCAACGGUUCCUGUGACGAUGGAACAAUGAUAUUCGGCAGUGACAAACAAAUUAACUUCAUGUCCAAACUAAAUAAUAUAUUUCAAAAUAAAAUGUCGACAGAAAAUGAAAAUGGCGACGAAAAGCGAACAAGGUCGCAUUCAACUGGCAAUGUUGUGGAAAAUACUGAUUUAAAUGUUCUAAAUAGGGAAAGACCACAACUAUUCUACGAUUUGAAGAAAGAAAUACUGUCCAAAGAAACUGCACAUAAUCUAAAACAUGUAAAUGUAGAAGACAAAGAAACAGAAUCAGAUAAUGAAGAUGAUAAUGUCAGUUUGAAUAGAGAAGAAUUAAAAUCGAAGUUGGAGAAUAUCUUCGCGUCUGGAGGUCCGCCAAUAAAACCGAGGUUAAUGAAAUCAAACCCGCCAACUCCUGAAGAAUCGUACCAAACAGACACAUCCAGUAUUGAAAGUAUACCAAAAAUGCCAAAAAUUGAGAAAAACGAUACUUUAAAAAGACAGAAAGCGAAAUUCGGGGAAGUGCUGAACUCUUUUCGAUUAACUUUGAAAGACGAUCAAGUGUAGUGUAAAUAAUAAAGGACUUUAAAUGGUUAACUACAUCCGGGUGUGAACCUAGUCUUAUGUUUAAGUGCCUUAUUUAUUUAUCUAAACGAUUUGUAAUUAUUAAAGUACAUAUUAAAAAGCCACUGCAAUUAUUGUUAAAUGUGUAUAUUUAAAGCACAAUACGUUAUUUUAAAUAAAGCAAAAAAUGAAUAUUGUUUUUGUUGGUAACCAGAUUUAUAUUGACGAAAUUAGUCAAUUUGUUGCAUUUAAAUUGUUUUUCUCGCUUAACGUUAACUGCUCAAUAUUAGUAGAGCACUUUUCAUGAUAGGUUAAUACGAAUUGUAUUUGUAAGUAAAUAACAAUAAUUAAGAACAUGAAGUCCUGAAGACUGAGGUGGUGAAUAUAAAAGGAUGGUUGUUUUGCUCUUGUAACUUGUUGUCUAAUUUUAUAAGGUAAUAAAUAAAUGAAUGAUUAU